Molecule: messenger RNA, 1280 nt
Organism: Nycticebus coucang (slow loris)
Lineage: Eukaryota; Metazoa; Chordata; Mammalia; Primates; Lorisidae
Gene: RABGGTB
Product: Rab geranylgeranyltransferase subunit beta
Exons: 9
Coding region: 101-1096 (331 amino acids)
Biological process (GO): protein geranylgeranylation
Cellular component (GO): Rab-protein geranylgeranyltransferase complex
Molecular function (GO): Rab geranylgeranyltransferase activity
Source: RefSeq, a predicted model, not a curated record
AGUCCGUGCGCAGAGGGGGCCUGACAGGCGCUACUGCGCAGGCGUGGGGCUCUUAGGUCUACCCAGGAACUGGCCAGGUUCUGUCUUUUGGUUCAUAGACAUGGGCACUCCACAAAAGGAUGUUAUUAUCAAAUCAGAUGCACCUGACACUCUGUUAUUGGAGAAACACGCAGAUUAUAUCGCUUCUUAUGGCUCUAAGAAAGAUGAUUAUGAAUACUGCAUGUCUGAGUAUUUGAGAAUGAGUGGCAUCUAUUGGGGUCUGACAGUAAUGGAUCUAAUGGGACAGCUUCAUCGCAUGAACAGGGAAGAAAUUCUGACAUUUAUUAAGUCAUGCCAACAUGAGUGUGGUGGAAUAAGUGCUAGUAUUGGACACGAUCCUCAUCUUUUGUACACUCUGAGUGCUGUCCAGAUUCUUACUCUGUAUGAUAGUGUUAACGUUAUCGACGUAAACAAAGUUGUGGAAUAUGUUCAAAGUCUACAGAAAGAAGAUGGUUCUUUUGCUGGAGACAUAUGGGGAGAAAUUGAUACAAGAUUCUCUUUCUGUGCAGUGGCUACUUUGGCUCUUUUGGGGAAGCUUGAUGCUAUUAAUGUGGAAAAGGCAAUUGAAUUUGUUUUAUCCUGUAUGAACUUUGAUGGUGGAUUUGGUUGCAGACCAGGUUCCGAAUCCCAUGCUGGGCAGAUCUAUUGUUGCACAGGAUUCCUGGCUAUUACUAGUCAGUUGCAUCAAGUAAAUUCUGAUUUACUUGGUUGGUGGCUUUGUGAACGACAGUUACCCUCAGGUGGACUCAAUGGAAGGCCAGAGAAGUUACCAGACGUAUGCUAUUCGUGGUGGGUGUUGGCAUCUCUAAAGAUAAUUGGAAGGCUUCAUUGGAUUGAUAGAGAGAAACUUCGUAGUUUUAUCUUAGCAUGUCAAGAUGAAGAAACAGGGGGAUUUGCAGACAGGCCAGGAGAUAUGGUGGAUCCUUUUCAUACAUUAUUUGGAAUUGCUGGAUUGUCACUUUUAGGAGAAGAACAGAUUAAGCCUGUUAGCCCUGUUUUUUGCAUGCCUGAAGAAGUGCUUCAGAGGGUGAAUGUUCAGCCUGAGCUAGUGAGCUAGAGUCAUGGAAUUUGAUCUAGGUUCAAAAGUUGAAUCAUACAGUUUUGCCAUCUCAACGUUUCUGUAUUUGAAGUACUUGUUGAACUUAAAAACUAUUGUUAAAACUUUGUAUAUUGUGUUAAAUUAAUUUUAAUCAUGUAAUUAUAUAUAUUGUAAAAUAAAGACCUGUAUUUUAUUUUCCUUU